CCUACGUGGUUAUUGGCGAUUUUAAUACUAUACUUAAUGCCAGUGAAAAAGAUGGGGGGAACCCUUGGAAUCCCAAUAGUUCAACCAGUUUGCGCGAUUUUAUUGAAAGCUUGGGGCUCCAUGAUCUGGGCUACCAGGGCGACCUGUUUACCUGGACGAAUAGGAGGAUGGGUAAUGCCUGUAUUCGUGAAAGGCUGGAUAGAGCUCUCUGCUCCCAGCUCUGGAUUGACCGAUUUCCUGAUUCACCGGUCAAACAUUUCACGGAUCAAGGUUCUGAUCAUAGAGCUCUCCUCCUGUCGGAUAGGCCUUAUACCAGGAAUAGUCGUCCUCUAUUCCGCUUUGAUGCGCGAUGGGCUGAUAAUCCCGAAGUUAGGGCCAUGGUCAAUUAUGUCUGGCAGGAGGAUAUCCAAGGCACUCCUAUGUUCUGCCUAUGGGAGCGCCUAAAGAAACUUCGGCACCUCUUGUACGACUGGAGUAGGGCUGGUACUACCAAUUCCUUGCGGAAUAUUCGUACCCUCCAAGGCGAAAUUGAUAGGAUCAAAUUAGUCCAUCCUAUUGACUGGGAGGUGGUUCGGGAGUUAGAGGUUGAACUGAACCGUCAGUGGGAGGCGGAGGAAAUUUAUUGGCAACAGAAAUCGAGGGUGCACUGGUUGAAGAGAGGGGAUAAGAAUUCGUCUUACUUUCACACGGUGACUAGGGCGCGGCGCAAAAGAAAUUUUGUGGAUGGCCUCCGUAAUGAGAAUGGGGAGUGGAUUACUGAUGAGAAUGAGAAGGCGGGUGUUGCUACGGCCUUUUAUCAGAACCUCUUUACAUCAGAAAAUCAGGUGGGGAAUAUGGCUGAGCGGGUGGCAACCUUGCCCCUUGCUCGCUCUGUCACUGCGGAAAUGAAUGCAAGUCUGACGGCAGAUGUUCUCCCCGCUGAGGUUCGUAAAACAGUGUUUGCUAUGGGCUCUAAGCAGGCUCCUGGCUCGGAUGGUUUCACUGGGAAAUUUUUCAAGGCCUUCUGGGAUGUUGUGGGGGAGUCGGUGGUUACAGCAGUUUGUUCCUUCUUUUCCACCAGUCGGAUGCUGCGUAGUUUUAACCACACCUGGCUAACUCUGAUCCCAAAGGUAGAUAAGGUUGAGUCUAUGCGACAGCUGCGCCCAAUCAGCUUAUGCCAGUUUGUUUAUAAAAUCAUCACUAAGAUUAUGGCAGAGCGUCUGGCGGGCCUAUUGCCCAUGAUUAUCUCAGAGGGGCAAAAUGCGUUCAUUCGUGAACGUCAAAUUGUGGAGAAUGUUCUCCUGGGGCACGAGUUAAUGCACUAUCUAAAAAUCAAAACGCGGGGUAAGAAAGGGUUCAUGGCUCUAAAGGUUGACAUGGAAAAAGCCUAUGAUAGAGUUGAAUGGCCUUUUCUCCUUGCGAUUUUGGAUAAGAUGGGCUUCAACGCGACCUGGCAAGGGUGGGUCCAUGAAUGUCUCCGGUCCUCAUCCUUUUCGGUUCUUAUGAAUGGGACUCCCUCGGGAUACUUUACUCCGACCAGGGGAUUGAGACAGGGAGACCCUCUCUCCCCUCUGUUGUUCGUUCUUUGCACUGAAGGCUUUGCGGCUCUCCUUCGUAAGGCCAUAUCGGAAAACAGGUUGGAAGGGGUGAAAGUGGCUCCUCGAGCACCGAGGAUCUCGCAUUUGUUCUUUGCUGAUGAUUCGUAUUUAUUUCUGCGGGGGACUCUCAAUGAGUGUGAGAAUCUAAUUGAGGUCCUAAAUGAAUAUGAGGAAUUGAGUGGCCAGAGGGUAAACUUGGCCAAGUCAGCUGUGUGUUUCAGUAAGAACAUUGUCCGUACGGACCAGGAGUUCUUGGCAGCUAUUCUGGGCGUUGGAGCGGUAGGGGUCCAUGAUAAGUAUCUUGGGCUGCCGACUCUUAUUGCGCGCUCCAAGAUGGCCACGUUCCGAUAUCUGGAAGAGAAGCUACUAGAACGCCUCCAGGGGUGGAAACGGAAAACAUUGUCAUGGGCAGCAAGAGAGACCUUGAUUAAGUCGGUUGCUCUGGCUUUGCCAUUACAUGUAAUGUCGUGUUUUAAGCUUCCUCUGUCUCUAUGUCGGCUCUUGGAUAGGCAUGUGGCCCGGUUUUGGUGGGGGGAUGCCGAGGACCAUUUUCGUAUCCGGUGGGUUUCAUGGCGUAACCUGUGUCGUAGUAAACAUGAUGGGGGAUUGGCGUUCCGCCGGUUUGAACAAUUUAAUCAGGCUUUGUUAGCUAAGAUUGGGUGGCGUAUCCUCACAGAGCCUCACUCUCUGUUGGCACAGGUUUAUAAAGGCAAGUAUUUCCCAAACGGGUCGUUUCUUGAUGCCUCAGCUAGAUCCCGUCCCUCAUGGGGGUGGCAGAGUAUCCUCUUUGGUCGGGAGCUGCUGGCUAAGGGUUUACGAUGGCAAAUUGGCAACGGACAGUCUGCAUCCUUGCUUUCGUCGAGCUGGAUCCCUCAUUUGCAGAUGAGCCCUCCGUGCUAUAACCCGCGGAUCCUGCCAGAUGGGGGGAGCCCUCUGGUUGCGGAGAUUAUGAACCCUGAGGGGGGAUGCUGGGAUGAGGAUAAGGUGGCACAAUGGUUUGACCCGCCUACCUGUAAGGCUAUCAAAGCUAUUCCACUGCCUAGACUGAAUAUGGCAGAUAAGCUAAUUUGGCAUGGGACGGCGGAUGGGGUAUUCACUGUCAAGUCUGCUUACCACUUAGCUGUUGAUAUUGAUAGAAGGCGGGGGGGUUGGCGAGCAACGGUGGGUUGGAUGGAUAAGGAGUCCUGGAUUCGGUUGUGGGAGGCGAACAUCCCCCCGAAGCUUAAGGUCUUUGUUUGGCAGAUCCUUCAUCGAAUUUUGCCUACCACGGAGGCCCUAAUCGAAAAACGAGUUCAGGUCCAUCCCCGAUGUCCGGUUUGUUGGGACAGUGUGGAGACUAUGGAACAUCUGUUUUUGGAUUGCCCGGUGGCUCGGGCCCUUUGGGGAUAUUCUGGCCUGGAGGCGCUGGGAGAGGGGCUCCCUCGACAUACCUUCCCUAUCUUCCUCAAACGAUGCUUGGCUCUGAUUCACCAGCCUACUUUGUUCAUGGCGGUGGUGGCUAUCCUUUGGAGGAUAUGGCGAUCUCGGAACUGGGUUGUUUUUGAAGGUAAGCAGUUCGGGUUUCCUGCCUUGAUGCGUCAGUUCCAGCAACAGUAUGAGGAGUGGGCUCGGUUGCCUAUGGAUAAGAGCUCCCCUGUGGUGUCGCGUCAUGAGCCUCUGCUGAGUGCCCUGGGCAGAGAGGAGGAGGGUGUGGUUUGUCAGUGGGAUGGGGCAGUAAGGGCAGGGUCACACUCGGCCGGUGGGGUGGUUCUCCUGACUUCAAAUAGAGAGGUGUGGCUGGUGAAAGGGGUUCAUUUACCAUGGGUGGAUGACCCGUUGGUGGUGGAACUGCUUGUCCUCCGGGAGGCUAUUUUAUGGUGCCUCUCGCUUGGCCUCUCGGCAGUAACGUUUGAAGGGGAUGCUAAGGUGCUCAUUGAUAAGAUCAAUCAAGCAGAUGCAAGGGAUAGUAGAGUAUGAGCUGUUCUAAUGGAAGUUAUGCAAUACCUUAACAGCUAUUCUGGGUUUCGUGUUCGAUUUAUAGGUCGGCGUAGUAAUAGGGUAGCCCAUUUGGUGGCUCGUAAAGCCCUCUCGUUGUACCCGGCCAUGAGUCGCUCCUUUGAUUUUCGGGCCUGGCUGAUUUCCAGGAUGUAACUAUAUUUUUGGAAUCUAUAUAAGAUUAUCUUUUGUAAAAAAAAAAAAAAAAAAGACUGUGGCAGCUGGCUAUGCCAAGGGUUUGGCGGUUAUAAAGUGGUCGGACAUUCUUGUGGUUUUGCAUAACUCCUGCAGAAUGGAUUUUGUGAGAUGAGUUUAGUGAGACAUCCGAAGGUUCAGGUGGCUGGUGUUUUUCUGUUCUAAAUGUUUAUCUAUUUGUCAUCCAAUUUUAACUGGAUACCCAUUGAAUCUUAGCUUGUUCACUUUAUGGUCUUAUGAAGAGAUGAACAGUUAUUUAACUUUGCCUGCCGAUUCUUGUUGAAAUGAAAAGGAAAAACAAAGUGGUCGUCUCAUUCAUUCAUUCAUUCCAUUGAUUAGUUUAUUAGCCAAGGAUGGAUAAAUCAGUACACGCGGCUAAAUUAAUGAGGUGUGCUAUCAGCAUAAACUGCCCCACAAGUACGAACGGCUACAAACAAUCGGAUUUUUUCCCCCCAUAAAUACCACCAUUAAAAAAAUAUUCUAAAA
Messenger RNA from Linum trigynum, 4232 nucleotides. The record is from the annotation of a GenBank genome assembly. Lineage: Eukaryota; Viridiplantae; Streptophyta; Magnoliopsida; Malpighiales; Linaceae.